Molecule: messenger RNA, 7182 nt
Organism: Plasmodium inui San Antonio 1
Lineage: Eukaryota; Apicomplexa; Aconoidasida; Haemosporida; Plasmodiidae
Exons: 1
Coding region: 1-7182 (2393 amino acids)
Source: RefSeq, a predicted model, not a curated record
AUGCAUCCCCCCGAAGAGAAGCACAGAGAUAAGGAGGAGCCGGGCGCCCUACCCUACAUCCCCCACGCAGAAAACUACGUCAAAGUGAACAAGUCAAAGUAUAACAGGAGCGGAAAUUACCAUCAUAAGCAGGCAAGGGAAAAUCAGAUCACUUCGAAUGCUUACGUAAGCUAUAAUAAUUACUCCUACAUGGGUAACAAUACCAGUGGGAAUUACAACCCAGGGAAGAUACAUCACCACCAGACAGCCAAUGGGAGGUAUCACAAAAUGGGUUACAACGAAGGGAGUGGCCACUACCUACCCAGGGGUAGAACUUAUCGGAGCAACAACGGGGGAGUCAGUAACUCCGUAGGCACCGGUAUAUGUGAGGAAGAGAUAAUCGUGCACCAACAGUAUAACAAACGAAACGGAGGAAAUCGCUACCAUGACAGUGUUGCACCCAGCGCGAAUGGAUUCAAAACGGUGCCAGAUGAUCCAUUGGGGAGAAGUCCUAACGGGGUGCCAGAAUCAAACGGAGCGGCCGAGAAAGAGUCCGAUGUAGAAGGAAUGCAUAAGAACAUCUACCCAAAUGGAAAAGGCCAAAAUUGGAUUCGCAAAACGAACAACCGAAUGGGGAGAGGUUAUCCGGCAAGGGGGCAAGCAACAUUAAGCGAAAGUGGUCCUCAGAAUGGUCCUCGAAGUGGUCCUCAAAUUGGCCAUCAAAAUGGCCAACAAAGUGCCCAUCAAAGUGACGAACAAAGCGGCACCCCAAACGAAGCCGAAGUCAAAAUGAAAAGCGAAAUUGACAGCCAACAGGAGAACCACCACAUUAUGGAGAUGAACAAUGACAAGGAAAACCCAAAUGGCUUUUCCACCAAGGGGAGAAGAAAAAACAACGGUAAGUACAUGAACGCAUAUAAGAGCGGCGCCAAUUACGUCCCUAGCUCCGUGAGCAAUCGAUCCUCAAACUACUUCGGCGGGGGAAUAUCCAAUCACGGACAAAGCAGAGGCUACGGCCAAAUUAACGGCUAUGGGUACAAGCAGAAUUACCACCAGGUGUACAACCAAAAUUACAGCCAAGGGUACAACCAGGGCUACAACCAGAAUUACAACCACACCAACGACAACAAGUACAACAACUACAAUAACAAUCACAACCACAACGGAUACAAUAACAACGGCUACAAUCACAGCGGAUACCAUCACAACAGCUACCAUCACAACUACAGCAGAUACAGCAGCUACAACCAGGGGGGCAGCCAAAGUACUGACCGCGAGGCCAGGGCAGCUGCCAAGCUCAGCACCGGUGGAGAAGACCCACUCGGUGAAUGCGCCCAAGUCUGCGUAGUGCAGAAGGAAAGCCCUCCAGAUGGAGGCGUAUCUAAGAGCGAUAAUUGCGUCGGGGUUAACUCUCCAAGCAACCAAUUGGGAGCCACAGCGAAGACGGAUGUAGCCCAAGGAGACAACCAUAUCAAAGGAGGAAGCUGCAACGAAAGGAAUGGCACGUAUGCUAAACCUUCCGAUGUAGAAGUGGGCACAGAAGAAUGCUUGAAGGUAGAAAAGGAUGCAAAUAAGCAGAGCAACAAUUGUGAUAGGAACAAGAACAUCUACGAUGGAAGCUGCAACAGUGAGGAGAACCCACAUGGCAAUCAUCAAGUCAGCAGAGGUGGCCACCUGUGCGGCAAUGAUACAGUUUCGAACUUAGGCGAUGUAGUAAAACAUGUUAAACAUGACAAGUGUGAUGUUGUGGAGGUACUUAGGAAGGACCACUGUAGCAGUAAAGAAAGUCUGCAUAGCGAUGGAAGAAACAAUGUAAUGGGAGGCUCUCCUUAUGUGCAGGCAAAUAAUGGAGUGACCGCAACCUCCCCCAAGGGGAACUACUCACCAAUCUCGUUUAGUAAGAACGGUGCAAGUAGGAAGAAGGCGUUAAACAGAAGCUCCCCCCCUGUGUACAGCUCCAACUAUGAAAUUAACAUCCAUGGGAGUUUCUGGAGAGGGAAGAAUAUCGUAUCCAAUGGCAAUAUCGGUGGAGCUCGUUCGGAUGACCCGAAUGGGAGGGAUCCCCUUCCAGGAACCCCCCCAGCAACACAUAAGGGUUACAAGCGUAGCGAGCGUGUAGAGGAAAGUACAAAAUCCCUUGUUCAUAAUGACCUUGUGACGACCACCCAGAGGGACUACAUACCGAACGUUACGCAAUUGGAGAGGGGUCACUCGUUUGAUGAGGAUAGCACUGUGACAAAGGAGUAUGACGUGUCAGGGAAUGGAGAGCUCCAGGUGGGGAAUCCUUGUGGUAGGACAUUAAGGGAGGAUGAAGCAUGGGAGGCGUCUCCUGGGGGGGAGCUUCAUCAAGAGGAGUUCCACAUGGAUGGCGUCUGUCGGGAUGGGAAGACAACCAUAGGGGAACAAGACACUUCGAAGAGGAACCUACCUAUGGCUACUGUACCGAAUGGGGUAGGAGAAGAAGCGCAUGUAUCGGGUGAAGCGAGGCAGUCCUUUGAUCAUGCAGAGACAAGUCAUGGUGGCGACCGAGCUGGGAACCAUUUCCCAAGACGCCUUUUAAGCCGUAUCGCGAAUUAUGAGGGUGGAAGAACCGACACAGUUGCAGGGGGGUACCUCUCAGGGGGGGGAGACUACAACGAAGUCAAUGGGAGUUGUAACCAAGUGAGUGGCAAUCACACUCAGUGCGGGGGUGACUACUACUCCAGCGCGUGUAGUCAAAAGGUAGGUAGUCAAAACGCAGGUAGCUGCAACGUAACGAAUGGCAGUCACAACCCGGGUGCAGCGCCCCCUUCCCAUGAGGCGCAGGAACCUCCAGAAAUGCACAGAAGCGGGGCAUAUAAAAAGCAAAACAACGUGUUUCCCCCAAACGCGCUUAAGAGACAUGGGAGGAAUUCGAAAGCAGGCAAAUCUCAAUUCCCAAGCAUGCAUGAAUGUUUCUUCUCUACAAAUAAACGGAAAGGGGGGUCUACUCAGAGGAGUGAACCCGUUGAAGAGGUGGACGAAGCGGGUAGGCAGUUCAUUCUGGGCGAAUCAGUGUAUGGCAUGAAAAAUGAGGGGACAGUCUUUGUAGGAGAUUGCAGUUACACAGAUGGGUCUCCAUUUUGUGCUAAAGGCAAGAUAUUGUCAAGAGAAGGUGCAGUGGAAAGUUCCACUUACGACGCGGGUGAGGUGCAUUCUGGAGACGGCAAGCCUAAAUAUAACAGGAAGGAGGAGAUCUCCUCCACGACGGACAGCACAACGAUGAACUGCUACAGAGUUGAAUUGAAGACGCUCAAGGAGGAGGUUCAAAUCGGUGACAGCAGUUGGACUCCCGAUAAGGGUUCCCUUUUGGUGAAGCCUAACCUAACCCAGGUUAGAGACAAUGAGCAUCUCAAAUUGAUCAUGCCGGUGAAUGCAUGGAAGAAAGAACCCAUCCUAAGGAAGCAAAAAAAGGGAACCAAUGCGGAGAAAUUUAAGCGACCGAUCAUGAGCAGAGAUGCCGGGGUGACCAGAAAGGAGAGAGGAGGGAUUGGCGGCUUGGUCAAGGAGGACCACACCAUGGAUCAUAGCGAUAACGACCAUGACAAGCAGCAUGAUGAGCAGCAUGAGCAGAAGCACGCCGUCCAACAGAGAUUCGAUCGGGCCAACGCACCAACUGCCCCUCCAAAGCACCGUAGGUCUAGAUCGGAAAAUAUCCAUUGCUACCAAAAUAAUGAAUUCAAAAAUUUAGAAGUGGCAAUGAUGAAGCCCCACAUGGACACCUUCAAGCGGACGGUGAAUGUCAAGGGGGUGAGGACCAUCCUAGAAAAGGUCUUAAUUAGCUACAUCGAUGGGGAUGUGGUGGAGAGGGGAGUGUCCAGGACCUUGGGCGCACCCAGUGCGCGAAUGAAGGAGCAUCAGAAGGGCAAGGUCCAGUGCACACUUGCUGAAGCAGCAUCUGUUUGCAGUUACGUGGAGAGGGGCAAAUGGAUCAGCUCAGUCAACAGAACGGAGUGCUUUUCAGAAAAAGAAACGACAGUCAGGCAGAUCGGUGCAGUUAAGACGGACACUAGUGAAAAAGACAAAGCGAUUUAUUUCCUCGGGGAGCAUCUUAACUAUGGUAGUAAUGUGAAAACUCAGAACACCUUCCUUUGCUUACCAAUCGAGAGGGCCCUCCUUCUGGAGGGGGACCCCAACACGGAUGAUGACGAAGCCGACAAUGAGGAGGAUGGGAACGAUGCGGCAGAGGGCGAUGCGGAUCCGGAGCAGUGGGAAGACAAGCGGAUCAAUUGUAGGCCUGGAGAGGAACAAGGCUCCCCUCUUGAGGGAAUGGUCAGAGGAGAGUUCCUGAGCAGGAGGGACUGUGUGGGUGCCGCCGAUGCGUGCGGAGGGAGCAGCCGUGGAAGUGUUAAUUGCGACAGAGGAAGCAACUACGGUGAACGCGGCCAUUUCGGUGGGAGAGGUCACCACGGAGGGAGAGGUCACUACCGAGGGGGUGGCAACUACAGAGGAAGAGGAAACUACGGACGGGGCGGUCACUACGGGAGGCGUGGCAACUACCACCGAGGUGAUGUGCACAACAAAGUAGUCAGCCGCGACAACAUGUUGAAGUUUUUUCCCCAGGAAACCACUCCCCCACAGAGGAACCUCACAAAUGGAAAUACCACCGGCGGCUACUCCAAGAAUGAGGUAAUGCAGGACAGGAGGUAUGGCGAAAGGGGUGUAAUUCAAAAUGAUUUUAUGUUAAGUGGAGUAUCAGCCACAGGCACGGGUACCACAACGACGGCGACGAUAGAGUCGAUGGCGACGAUGGACAGGAAUGCUUCAAACUAUGCGCAGUCCAAGGUGCAAGUCAACAGUAGUACCGGCAGAAUGGCUAGUCAUCAGAUCGGCCACAAGGGCUUCUUCGCCGAGCUCCCCGAGCGGCGCAGGAGAAACGUCAACACGUCGGAUUACUGCUACAUGAGCGGUCAGAACGACUCCUCCACGGAGAACUACCCCCAAGGGUGCAGCGUCGGGAGUACCGAUCAGAGCGGAGUCCAAAAUAACAGCUACACUGCCAACCAAGGAAGUAGCGAACUUGCGGGUGAAGCCCAGAAUUACAGUUUCUAUGCGAAUCGCUUCGAAGGUGGUGAGCAUCCAAAAGGAGAGGACCCCAUAGGUGGUGGGGCUCCUGUGGACAGCAUGAAAGGGAUGAGAAGCGUGAACGGGGUAAACCGCGCAGAGGGAAAAAGCAUGCGCGAUUUUAACGGAGGUGCAUUUAACGAGGGGUACGGACGCCACAACCAGAGUCACAUGAACGACUUUACCCAGAGGAGGCAGCAGAGAAACGGAACCGCCAAUCAUUACGGAGUGGGAGGGCAGCAAUGGAGCAACCAAACCACGAACAACACAGGGAACAAUAGGAACCAUUUUAACAGUUACGUGAACAGAAACGGGACCAUGCGAGAUAGUCGGUUCCCCUCGCAGAGUAAUGUCCCCACUGGGAACAUUUUUCCUUAUGCGGAUGGGGGAAGCAUGCCUCCCCAUCACGGUGGAAGUGCCACGUUCAGCAGUGGCAUUGCGGAGACCGGCUCCGGUUUCUAUCCUAAUGAGGGCGUACUGAACCCAGGGAACAACGGAGAGAGUGUCGAUGGGGGGUAUCAUUACAACGGUGGCUGCGACACCACGUUUAAGUCAGCUGCCCCCGUUAGUGGUUGUAGAAAGGGUAGGAAUGCACCGUACGUAGGUGGAUACGCGGCUAACUGUGCAGUGAAUUAUGAGACUAAUUGGUCCGCCGUCGCCGGCCCCAGUACAUCGCCCCACUUUGCUGCGCCACCAAUGAGUGUGCACAAAAGGAUACAGGGAAAGAGGAACCACGUGAACGCAGACGGCUUCAACAACGUUCCAACAUUCGAUGAGCUCAAGUGUGAGGACAGCGAGGUGGCCAUUAAUGACGCAUCGGAGAAUACAUCACCGUGUGGGAUGGCAGGUAAGAGGUGGGCAAAAAAUUAUGCUCGUCACACUGGGAUGCACUAUGGGAAUGACAGGAGGCAGAGAAGCAAUGGAGGGGUUAUGCAGUCCAGGAAGACACAGCCAAGUCAGCACGAAGAGAACGAGAAGCGCGAGGAGCAUGAGCAUACGAUGUAUAGCGGGAGGCAAGACGUAAUUCAGAGGGAUGAUAUCGACUCAGUGGGGGAAGCUGACCAUGGAAGUCAUCCUGAUGGGCCUAGGAGCAAAAGUCAAAACAGGUGGAUGAGAGGUGUGGAAGAAGUCUCCUACGGCAGGGACACAAGAUCAGAAAAAGGAGAAAGGGAAGGCGACGUUGGAAUGGAUGUUAUGCAUGGUAAGAAUGACCGUCGCGGAGAGGGAGAGCCCCACAGCGAAGAAGAAGAAAAUGAAACGGGAGAUAACGGGGAAAGCCUAUUCAAGAGGAAGAAUCGGCUUCAGCUUCCGCACGGAGAUCGAGAAGGUAUACUUGGGAAAGCCAUGCGAAAAAAAACAGAUGGUCUGCGUAAAGGUGAUUUAUUAGUCGGUACACCUCCCUGUGAUGAUGUGCUGGCAAUAGAUCCGGCGAAGGAAAGGAAGUGCGUGGAAAUGGUUAGGGGAAACGGAACAGAAGGAAUGCCUCCAUCCCAUUUUGAGGUGGUCCUUGGUGGGGAAAACAGCGCCUUCAAAGGGGAAGCGAAGCAGAGCCAGAGAAAAGACAAUAUAAAGUCAAACCGCUUAACCAGCAGCCGAAUGGGAUCGAGCCACACGAAAGUGGGACAUGCUAACUCCUCGCCACGUGAGCAAGUAGCGAGUAAGAUGAGAUCGCCAAAGCAAGGGGGUAACAAGACCGAAAGGAAAAGGGAGAGGGCAUGUAACGAGUAUACACCAUACGAAGGUUAUAUUCGGGGCACGAACGACGUUUCAAACAUAGAACCCGUUUUUUGCACCUUCGAAGGAGAGAAUGCAGAUGAUUAUAAUGACCCUACGGAGGAAGUGAACCAAUUCGACCACACCGCACGGGACUACGAGGUGUGUGCGACUGACCAACAGCAACUAAUCCUUGGAGACAAUCCGCACGGCAGUGCUGAUGUGUAUACCCAAGAGACGAGCUCCUUCUUAGGAGAUGGCAGAAGCGAGCCAAACGAGAAUACCAACAAGGGGAGUUACCGACGGAAAAAUAAAAACAAAAAAAGCACGUACGAGAAAGGUGCGAAUGACACAGGUGCAUACAAUAACAGGGGAGGCAGCAGAUCGGCAAAGGGAAAAAAGAAGUGA